Crotalus tigris (Tiger rattlesnake) is the source of this 2040-nucleotide messenger RNA. It is a transcript of the gene RSAD2, whose product is annotated as radical S-adenosyl methionine domain containing 2. The record is from RefSeq and is a predicted model, not a curated record. Gene Ontology annotation, biological process: defense response to virus; positive regulation of immune response. NCBI's taxonomy places the organism in Eukaryota, Metazoa, Chordata, Lepidosauria, Squamata, Viperidae. Gene Ontology annotation, molecular function: catalytic activity; 4 iron, 4 sulfur cluster binding. The coding region runs from base 1 to 1026 and encodes 341 amino acids. Gene Ontology annotation, cellular component: endoplasmic reticulum membrane; mitochondrion; lipid droplet. The transcript is spliced from 6 exons.
AUGCACUUGCCUCCCCGCCAGCUCCUCCGUCUCCUGCUCCAGGCUCUGGCGGCUCUUUGCAGCCGGCUGGCGCUCCUUUGCCUUUGGGGGCCGCUCCGCCGCAGGGUCUCCCCGAGCGCAGCCCCGGAGCCGGGCGCCCCUCGCCCGCCGGUGCCGCUCAGCGUCAAUUAUCACUUCACCCGCCAGUGCAAUUAUAAGUGCGGCUUCUGCUUCCACACGGCCAAGACCUCUUUCGUCCUGCCGCUGCAGGAGGCUAAGAGGGGGCUCCGGUUGCUCAAGGAAGCGGGUCUGGAGAAAAUAAACUUUUCAGGUGGUGAACCAUUUCUGCAUGAGCGAGGCGAGUUUGUCGGGAAGCUGGUCCAAUUUUGCAAGGAGGAGCUAAAGUUGCCAAGUGUUAGCAUUGUGACCAAUGGCAGUAUGAUUAAGGAGAGAUGGUUCAAAUAUUAUGGGGUCUAUCUAGAUAUUCUUGCUGUAUCGUGUGAUAGCUUCAAUGAAGAAGUCAAUGCUUUAAUUGGCCGUGGGCAAGGGAAGAAAAAUCAUGUCGAAAAUCUUGAAAAACUGAAGAUAUGGUGCCAAAAAUACAGUGUUGCUUUCAAAAUAAAUUCCGUGAUCAAUCGUUUCAAUGUGGAAGAAGACAUGAAUGAGAAGAUCAAAGCUCUAAAUCCUGUCCGCUGGAAGAUAUUUCAGUGUUUGCUCAUUGAAGGAGAAAAUACGGGGGAGGAAUCUAUGAGAGAAGCUGAAAGGUUCAUCAUCGAUGAUGAAGAUUUUGAAAGAUUUGUGCACCGUCAUAAAGAUCUCCCAUGCUUAGUCCCUGAAUCCAAUCAAAAGAUGAGAGAUUCCUAUUUAAUUCUGGAUGAAUAUAUGCGGUUUCUCAACUGUGCAAAUGGCCGGAAAGAGCCAUCUCGGUCAAUCCUGGAUAUAGGAGUUAAACAUGCUAUACAAUUCAGUGGCUUUGAUGAAAAUAUGUUUUUCAAGCGAGGAGGCAAAUAUGUCUGGAGCAAACAAGAUAUGGCACUGCAAUGGUGAUCCAACUUGUUCUUUGCUGGAAAUGUCUGCAAGCACAAACUGUAGUGGUUUUACUCUCCUCUUCAGAGAAAGAUGCUCAAUUUUUUUUAAGAAAGAAACUCCUGCAUUCUAGCUACUACAGGUGCAUGGUGCUAUGGCAGUCUUGUUUUAUGCAAAAAAAAAAGUGAUGUUUUGUUCACAAACAAUGAAUUGUACCAGCACAGAACAUGUUGGCUUUAGAAAGACACCUGUCCUGUAGUCAAAUAUGGGAAUACUGGGAAACAAUCCAGUCUGCAAGACGUUUGUUGCUACCAUGUUGUAGGAUUGCAGAGAUGAAUUUUAAAAUAUUUAAUUCCAGUUGGUCGCUUCUAUAUAAAAAGAAAAAAGAGAUUGUAAUUGUUGUUUUCAACACAUGAAUGCAUGAAUAACAAUUUACAUAUGUACGGUCAGGAUCAUUAAACUAAGAUUUUGGGACAAAUUAUCAGCAAACAGAAGGUACGGCAGAACUCCAAGUUGCCAUGGUUAUCACAAGUGCAUUACUGGAAAAAAAAACCUUCAAUAAAAUUUUCAAGCUGAGUUAUCAAUUUUCAGGUGACCCAAAACUGCCUUUAAUGUUUCUAGGAGAAGCAUAAGGGUGGGAAGAUAAAAUAGAGGCAACUUGAAUAGGGGUACCCACGAUCAGUAUAAUUUGCAUUUUUCUAAGCUACUUUUGUUUGUCUGUGUGUGUGAUGUGAGUUUUGUUUGCAAUACAGCAGAAAACCAAUUUUAGACUUUUUGUGUGUUUUUUACCUCAAAAGACUAUGUAAAAGUGUAGCAAUGGCUUCUGCAACUUUGUGGAUUCUGAAAGUGAAAUGAGGGGGUUAGCUGCUGAUUUCCACUCCUAUCAUUUUAGAAAAUUCUACAUUUACUUAUGAUGGCCAAUACAUCAUUGAAAUAAUCUGCAAAAAAUAAAAGAAGAUAUGUUUUUAUUUUGUGAUAUGGGUUUACGGUUCAUAUUGUUUUCAUUUUUUUAUAUCAUAUAUUUUUUGCUAUUUU